CGCACGCGCAAACACUCCAUCCGCCGGGGUCGUCGGGUGCGUCGGGCUUGUGAGGAGCGCGGGCCGGAGUUCCAAACGCUUAACCAUGUCGGCGUCGGUGGUGUCUGUCAUCUCCCGGUUCUUAGAAGAGUACUUGAGCUCCACUCCUCAGCGUCUGAAGUUGCUGGACGCGUACCUCCUGUAUAUACUGCUGACCGGGGCGCUGCAGUUCGGUUACUGUCUCCUCGUGGGGACCUUCCCCUUCAACUCUUUCCUCUCGGGCUUCAUCUCUUGUGUGGGAAGCUUCAUCCUGGCGGUUUGCCUGAGAAUACAGAUCAACCCACAGAACAAAGCGGAUUUCCAAGGCAUCUCUCCAGAGCGAGCCUUUGCUGAUUUUCUUUUUGCCAGUAUGAUCUUGCAUCUUGUUGUCAUGAACUUUGUUGGCUGAAUUGUUCCUGUUAACUGAGGAGUAGGAGACUAGGAAAAUGUUCACUUUUUGAUUUUCCCUGGAUAAGAGCUCCUGAGAUGGCAGCUGGUUUGGAUGCGUGGAUUUUCUUCACAUUCAUACUCGCUUCUGACUCUGACUUGGUAUGCAGGUGGAGAACUCGAGAAGUUCUGUGACAUCUGUCAGAAUAACUUUGUAAUGAGCAUUUAUUAACAUGACCUCUACCUUCCAUUAAGUGUAAUAAUAUUUUUACCUUCCAAAUUAAAGAUUCCAUGCCACUCCUUC
Molecule: messenger RNA, 709 nt
Organism: Condylura cristata (star-nosed mole)
Lineage: Eukaryota; Metazoa; Chordata; Mammalia; Eulipotyphla; Talpidae
Gene: DAD1
Product: defender against cell death 1
Exons: 3
Coding region: 86-427 (113 amino acids)
Biological process (GO): protein N-linked glycosylation
Cellular component (GO): membrane; oligosaccharyltransferase complex
Source: RefSeq, a predicted model, not a curated record